CCGCCCGCCCGCAGACGCGCGCCGCCGCCCGAGCCCGCCGCCGGCCCGAGGCUUGCUCGCGAGGAGCCCCCGAGGGCUGCUGCGCUCCGGCCGCCGGGCGGCUCCUGCUCCAGGCUGGGGCGCGCGGAGCUCCGGCGGCGCCAUGGCCGAGAUCGGCAUCGACCAGUCCAAGCUGCCCGGCGUCAAGGAGGUUUGUCGGGACUUUGCCGUCCUGGAGGAUCACACCUUGGCACACAACCUACAGGAACAGGAAAUUGAGCACCACUUGGCAACAAACGUCCAGCGCAACCGCCUGGUCCAGUAUGACUUGCAAGUGGCCAAGCAGCUGCAGGAGGAAGAGGACCGCAAGGCACGCGGCCGCAUCCAGGAGCGCCACAAAAACUUAGAGCUGCAGGACUGCGAGAUCGCUCAGGAAAUUCAAGUCAAGCUGGUCAUUGAAGCAGAGCAGAGGCGGCGGCAGGAAGAGGACGAUGAGGAUAUUGCUCGGAUUCUGCAGCAGAAGGAGCUCCGGGAAGAAAAGAAGAGGAAAAAGCCUCCCCCGUCCGAACCUUUGAGGCACGGCACUUACGAAGAGGGGUAUUAUCCAGAAAGCAGAGAAGAAGCAAGCUGUAGCCCAAGGGAGCAGGCUAAUGAGCUGACUAAGCCACAGCAAUGCCAGCAGCCAAGGGACCACCGAAGGGGGCCUCCUCUUGUGUCGGAGGGCAUUGACUUGGAGGUUCUGGGGAGCUCUUCGAAAGUGGCCAAGGCUGGAGGUGGCCAGAGGCGCAACAGAGAGAGGCGGGACAAGAAAGCAGGCUGCCAGGAGAAACCUUGGAGACCUCCUCCGGAUGCAGAAGAAAACGAAGACGUUGGCCGGGGCCACAGCAGAAGCAGGGAAUACAGGGAAAGAAAGCCAGCCAGCCAGGAGAGGACUCAGGGGCCAGCCUCCCUUAUUCUGGAUGGGGAGGAGGAUCAUGGUUUCCAGGGCAGCAGGGGGAGGGGCGAGAGGCAGCCACGAAGCCGAGAGAAACCCCAAAGGCCGCCCCCUCUCCUCCUGGACUGGGAAGCUGCGGAUCGUGGGGGUCGGCGUCGUGAGCAUCGGGAGAGUCAGUCGCCCAGUUCAGAGAAAUCUCUGAGAUCAUCCUACCUGGACGCUGACCUGGAGGAUAGGCGUUUGGAAAGGAGGGAUGGCAAGAGCCAUUCGCCAAACUCGGGCUAUCUUAGGCUGCCACAGGAAGACCGUCAUUCACCGAGGGGCUCCCGUGACUGCCGGCUCCAAGACUCUGAAUCACCCCACCAGCGCGGCCACAGAAAGGAUGUAAAAAGAGACUUCGAAGGAGCAGGUUACGGGCCCAGAGCGUCUCCCUCCUUGCAUCACGGGGAGGACUGGGAAACGGGCAGAGGACGCCGUCGUAGUCCAGGAACUAAAUCAAAGGGAACAAAAGAAGCCAUUUACCAGAAGCCCCGAGUGGCUGGCCAAGAACUGGAGUUUUAUGACGUGGAGAUUGCCCGGAAGAUGCAGGAGGAGGAGUUGUUGGCCAGCCACGUGGACAAGAGGGCGGCUCAGGUUGCCCAGGACGAGGAAAUCGCUCGCCUGCUGAUGGCGGAGGAGAAGGCGGCUUACAGAAAAGCCAAGGAGCGAGAGAAAUUGUCUUCCGAAAAGAGGAGGCAGGACCAAGACUGGAAGCACGAUGCACAUGAAUUGAUGCGUCCACGGUCCAGAGAAGGGCAUGAAGCUCAGCGGCCCAGGAGUGACAAACCAGCACGGCCGCCACUGCCGACCACGGAGGACCUUGGUCACCUGGAUAAUCUCAGUCCGCAGAACUCAGCCCAUCAGAGAUCCAAGCCGGAGUCUUCUCAUAAGGGUUACCACUACAAGCAGUAGACGAGCUAGACUUGGCGUUGAUACUCACUCUCUUCUGUAGCAACUGUAACUGGAAUACGUCUGGGAGAUCCUCGGAGGCCCUUUUCUGAGGGUUGCGGCAGCCAGACAGCCUCUUUGCAGGAACAGUGCCUCUCUGUCCUUCCGCCUGUGGAUUUCUUUUCUCCGUUGUGUCUCCUCUCCUGGGCAGGGCAGUUAAAUCUUGCUAUCCCACCCCCCCACCCCCAUCCCCGUACGUUUCUUGGGUUGCAUAAGCGUAGCAUAGGACUUCUCUCUUUGAUUGGUGUCGAGAUGCAGGCAGCUGCUAAAGGCCUCCUUUAGCUUUUCGAAUAUAUGUGAGAACAGGUUAGGGCAACAAUCAGCACAAGUUCUUUUCAGGUGGAGACCUGGGGAGGAGGAAGAGGGGAGCCACUUCCUGUGCAUGUUCUUACUGGGUGCAGCCGGGGCGGGGUGGCCCCCACUUGCCUCCGGAACCUCCCCCCCCCCAUAUCAGCCAAUGGCUUCCCUGCUGGGCUUUCAUCACCUGAGCUGUCAUAGGAAUUUUGCAAUGUGGCUUCAGUUCAUCCAGUGAAGUGUAUGUGGAGUAUGGUGUGUUUGCCAACACAUGGUGUCAUAUCGGAGGAGCCGUGGAGGGGCCCUGAAGCAGCAGCCGCUUGCAGCCAUUGCACACGGAAGGAAUCUGGAGAUACCAGAGAAAUCUCUGGUAUUUCCAGUCAAAGAAUUUCAGGAAUUGGGAAGAGCGUGGAGAGCUGCCGCCAGAGUACUGGGCCGAAGCAAUCCCUGCCUGACUUGGGCUACGGCGGCUUCACCUGGCCUCAGCACACUCACCUAGCGGCUGAGGUUAGCUGUGGCUUCUGAUCUGAUUCACCUGCAGUGCAAAGCCGGAGUCUGCUGCUGUGGAAUAGGAAAUGGCCCUGGGUGGUCCCGUGUGCAUGCCUUUUGUCGAGAUAGAGCUGAAUGGUGCAGGUGCUUCCGGUAGAGUGAAUCGCCUGCACGGCUGAAAUCUCAUUGAAGGUUCCCUCCGGAAGUGGGUUUGGAUCCUACUCAACUAGCUUUGUAAACUAAAGCAGCCCAGAGUGGCGAGCAGCACAUGAAGGAACUGAACUUACAAUCACCAGGAUGCAGAGGAGUUAGCCGUGUUAGUCUGUAGUAGCAAAAUCAAAAAGAGUCCAGUAGCACCUUUAAGACUAACCAACUUUAUUGUAGCAUAAGCUUUCGAGAAUAACAGUUCUCUUUGUCAGAAACUGGUCAGAUAUAUAGGUGGAGAGGGGAGGGCGGAGUAGAUGCAAACAGUAGCUUCUGAUAUGGAGAUCAGUUUGCUUCUGUUAAGGAAGUCAGUUACUUUUGAUAAUGAGAUAACCAUUCAUAGUCUGUAUUCAAUCCCAGCUUGACCAGGAUGAGCAUGUCAUUUGCAGUCGAGCUGCCGACCUCCGCAGUGGCUGUGCGGCAUCUGUCAGUCUUCUUUGGGAAAGGCUAAACUCAGCCUGGGGAUCUUGGAACUGGCGAGGGCGGAAUUCAUGUUUAACGUUUGCUGCUUCUUGCCUUUAGAGGUGAAGGAGCCUUCAUCUUUUCAUGUGUGUUUCUGAAACCGUGAGGUCUAGAAAUAUUUUCUGUGAGCCGUGUUGGUGACUAGUGGUCAGCAGUGCCUCCAGCAGGGUGGGAAAGAGUCCCUCUGGCUCCCCUUUCACUCAUGCUGCCGGCACGGCUCUUUCCAUGGCACCUCCAGAAAGGAAUUUCUCACAUCCCCCUUUUUCAAACUUCAGCCCUUAACCUCGCCUAGAUUUCACUGCCCUGCCUUCUUGCUCUUUUUACUUGUUUCGAUGUUUUAAAGUGUUCCCUUUCUCUCUUUCUGACAAAAUAAUCGACAUGCCCGGUGUCAAUGUCCCUUCUCUCACCACCCCCAUUUCUUUCUCUCUUAUUCAGAUCUCCUGCGGUGCCAUAUCUAACAGUUUGGUUUUAUAUAUGUUUAUUUUUAUAUGACAUGCAAUAGUCAAAUGUUGUUAAUUAUUUUUAUUAACAAAGCUGCCAUUUCCCCUCCUCUGCUGUUGCCCGCCCCCCAUCAAAACUGUAUUUAUUCUUGCUCGGUGUUCUCGUGUGGUUUUGGGUGCUGAAGGCCUCCCGGCACCCUGGAGCCUUGUCGCUCUUUGCGUUCAGCCACCGUCUUGCCGCAUCCCUGGGCAAAGUGGUCCGGUGGGAAUCCAAAUACUUUCUACGUGUUUUGCUUUGCACUGGUGAGCAAACUGCGGGUCUGUUUACUCUCAGGAAGGGAAGGAUCAGAGAAGGAACGGGGAAUUAGCAGAAAUAUCAAGUGUCUCCCCUCCCUGUAGGCCAGGAGGGUCACGGCAGAGCAAAAGCGCCCUCUGGUGGCCAGGCAUGAGAUGUUGAAGCCGGAAGCUCUUGUUCUCUCUCCCCCAGUGACUGGCCUGUUCCCCGAUCUGACCAGGAAACUCUUUAAAAACUCCUAUAGAAGACAAGAUUUUGGAACAAAGCCCUCUUGGUAUCUUGUCAUGUGCUUCACUGUAGGCGUAGAUUAGUCUAAAUUAUGACUCAGAAAUCAUUCAUGGGUGGGUACAGAGAGAGGCCACUGUGUGCGCUCCGGUGCUCAAGCAAGAGAACUUCCCCAUAAAAGAGGCCCAGUUUUCACCAACGUCACUGUUAGUCCCUGGGGAGAGUCCAGCGAAAAGAGUUUGUAGGAGGCACCACAGCCAACGCUCACUAGGAGAGCAGUUAAAAGGUGGCUCCUCCACUGAUAACGCUCCUUCAGGCAACCCAGAACUACUUGAUUUCCAGUAUAAAAGUUGGUGCUUCCCAGAGAAAGGUCUUGCUCAGUAGAAUGCGCCCUGCGGUUUCAGAGCAAGGAACAGGAUCCAACUGGAGGGGUGCCUUGCUGAAGAGCAGUGGGUGGCUGUUUGUUUGGAAAUAACUCCAGAACGCGUGAGACCUUUUGCACAAAGGGGGCAGCGAUUGCACCUCAGAGCAAUUUACAAAGUAUGUUAUGAUUAUCCCCACAACAACAAUCACCCUGUGAGGUGGGUGGGGCUGAGAGAGCUCUGAGAGAGCUGUAACUGCCCCAAGGUCGCCCAGCUAGCUUCAAGUGGAGGAGUGGGGAAUCAAUCCCGGCUCUCCAGAUUAGAGCCCUGCUGCUGGACUCCCUUUGGUUCUGUCUACCUAAAUUCACGCCCCCCUCCACCACCACAGCACUGCCUUAGAACUAGAAAGAAACAAAAUAGCUGAAUUCCUGUCCUUACUUGGGGCGGUGCGAGCCACCCCCCUCAAAGCACAAUGUUUCCGGUGCCUUUGGAGGACCGAGUGGGGCAAGGGGACAUGACUGUGCCUUAAGCCCAGACCUGCCUUCCCCACUCCGGUUUAGUCAGGAGCCCCUUGCCCCAAAAAGGCCUGCAGUCAGCCACCCGAAGUAGCCCAAUCCAUAUUCUCCAGUGGUGGUCUUGGGAGCAGAGGAGGAAUCUGGACCCCCCCCCCACCACCACCAUGUCGAUACCUUUGAAAGAACGGCAUCUUCAUUUCCUCAUCAGACUUUAUUUCUUUUCUGGGCAGGAUAUGAUGAGUGUGUGUGCUGGUUUUCAUUUUGAAGAGGUUGUGUUUGGUGUGCACUCCGGCUGUCUCCCUUCUUCAAAGAGGGAAGCUGGAUGGAGCGAUCUAGCUAGAAUAUGCCAGUUGUUGUUUUUGAUUUCAGCAGUGCCCGAGAUCUUUCCCAUGGGGCCCAAAUCCUCCUGGCGGAGAGCAGAGUUGACCCAAAAAGGCUUGCUCGUUCCUUCUCCGUUGGUUCCCUUUCUGUGCAGCUCCAUUCAGGCUAUGAGAUCUUACCAAUUAACAAUCAUGAGAACUGACAAUGUCUACUGAUCACAUCGCAAGGAGAAAGCAGUGUCUUGCAGGUCACGCUUAGCAAGCCCUGGAUAAAACUCCUGCUGUCUGCUUCUGGCUAGGAAGUCUCUCAACAGCUUCUAUUGGAGACGCCCCACUUCCAAGGAGCCGCGAUCUGGGUCCGCUCAAAGGGAUUCCUUGGGUGGCCCCUCUUCUUUCUUAAAUGUUUGCAAAUUACCAAUCUGCUCACUUGACCCACCCAGAUUUGCAGGCAAGCCUCGCUGCUCUUCAGCUUCUGCAUGCUUUCUCGUCUCUGGCUCUCCUUUGGAACCCUUUCUAGUUUGUCAGCUUCCUUUCUGAGCAAGCUGCUGGGUGGGGAACAUUCUGCCGCACACAUCCUUUGUCCUUGCACCAGGGCUAAGUGACGCUAGUGGUAGGAUACUGCUGAUUUCCCAAAUGAUGCUUGGAAAAGACUCUGCACACGGUCCAGGAUUCUGGCCACUUCUGUUCUCCUGGUAAACCCCUUCUCAGGGGCCAAGGAGGGAGAAUUCCCUGGAGUUUAAUCCCGCAAAACAGUCUGAGGAGGGGAAGGAAGCUGCUGCUCUUUUGCAAAGGACUGUAUAAGGGCCAGCGAUGGGGGCAGAAUUGUUAAGAUUUGAAAAAGCCAUUCGCGGUGCCUGAACUAAGUGCUGGGAUUUUUUAAAGCCUGGAUUGAUCGACUGUUGAUGAUUUGUAUAGAAAGGGAGUUUCUCUCUCUCCUGCCCAAGCGUCGUGCAAGGCAUGACUUGCAACCCAAGGGUAGGGCUCGUUCUGGGAGCAUUUCUGUGCAUGGUUUCGCUUUGGAUCAGAGCAAAUGUUUUAGCCUCUGUUGUUCACCAUGCAGCCAGACAACAGCAGGGUGCUCAGCAGCUCAGAGCUCUUCUGUUUCUUCUUGUGACAGUCUUUGUGCAGGAGGCUUCUGAACUGGAUUAGACGGGUAAGAACGCCUCCCUGAGAUGCUCUCUUUCUUUUGGCUGGCCCAUUUUUGGGCUCCCUUGAGGCGUCUUUAACAGACGACUCCUUCCCCACUGGUUUCAACAAGUAGACAUAAAUCCCACCUUCAGUCGUUUCCUAGAGAUCCUGUGCCACACCUUGCAACCAGCAUGCACCGCUGGGCGUGGCAACCUUGUGUCGGCACAGGGUGGGCACUGGACGGAGCCCUCGUGCGCUUGCAUGAAUGCGUGCAGUAAAACCCCACUUGGGGUAGCUUUGGUGUUCUGUUGCACACAGUAGGGUCACUGCAGUGCUGUAGCAGAGACAGGGGAGUUUCGGCCCCUUCAUCGUGGGACAUCACCAGACCUGGAGUGAUGCCCGUAUCUUUUACAAAUGUGUCAGGGAAACCCUGUGCUGCAUUUCUGAAUCUCUGCUGCAGGAGGGCAAUAGAAGUCUUUGUGGUGUGCUUCUCUGUUCCAGUUUGGGGGGGGGGGCUGCACCCACAUUAUAAGCACAGAAGUCUUCAUUUCUCCUGUUGAUCAAAACAUUCCCUGAGCUUAAGAGCUGCAGCUUUCAUUCCACAGUUGUGGCCAAAUGGUGGUGUGACCGAAAUCCUCUGUCCCGUCUCAGGGCAGCUUUGAAGUCGACUGGCAGCAAAUCCCAUGGGGAUUACCUCUGGAAUGGGUGCGUUGCAGCACCUGUGUGUAGCUGCAGCCUUGGAGGCCUUAAUGUUCUCUUCGGGGAAAGCUGUUACUAAGUGUAGCAUGUAGGGAUUUGGCUGGUACUGAGAGUUCUUUGAGAGUUCUGUGGAGUUCUCUGGAACCCUUUGAGAGUUCUCUGGAGCUCUCUGCCCCACUUAGGGCCAAGCUACACAUGACGAAUGACACUUGAACGGCAAGUGUAUUUCUCCCUGUUCACUUGCCCUCCACUCAAUCCACUUGCCGUUCAAGUGUCAUUUGUCAUGUGUAGCUUGGCCCAGAGUCUCUCAUCUGAGCGUGAAUUGCAUGUGUUUGCAGCUGCCCCUCUAUGCAGUCAGCUGGCUUCGCUGUUGUUCUCACAGUGGCCCACCUGGGUUGCUCCUCAGCAUCCCAUCCUAAACUCUUUUUUUUUUAACAGUCUUGAACUGUCCUAAACUCUUUAAAGCGAAUGCCAUCUUGGCCUGCUAGUGGGUUGUCUGCCACAUCCAUCUCUGACUAAAAGUUUUGUGAGUUUAUUCUUAAAGCAGGAUUUUGAAAGUCAAGGUUUAAAGAAACCCAGAAAGUGACAGUAGAGGGGAGAGAAGUAUAACGUAAACAUGCAAAAGUUGGAAAAAGUUGUGAAACGUCGUCUCAAAAUUUAAAGCAGGCCUUUGAAGCACGAACCUGACAGGAUCUUUCAGAUAGUUGAUUUCACCAAAGUUUUCCCAAAAAUUUUAAAAAAAAACGUAAUUCCUGCAAUGGUCAGAUUUAGCUUACCUCACAGAGUGCGGUAUCUUUCACAAAUGUCCAAGGGGAUGCUACACAGUCCAUAGGUAGUAAUUCCAGAUGGGUAGCUUUGUUAGUUAGUCUGUUGCAGUAGAAUUAAACAGAGGUCCAGUGGGAACCUUGAAGGCUAACAACAUUUAUUCCUGUGAACGUCUUCGACCGUCAGAGCUUGCUGGUAUCUGAUGGCUUGAACAGAGAGUCCUGGAGGCUCUGCUGGAAUGAGUUGUGUUAGUCUUUGGGCAGGACACCUUGCUGUGCAAGGAACAUCGGACCAUUUUGCCUUUAAGAUUCUCCCGGCAUGAGAAUCCUUUUUAACUCAUCCUAGCCUUAAAGCAAGUUUGCUACUUAGCCUGGAGGGAGAGGAAAACUUCUAAUUUACAAUUUCCCCCAGGAUAAUAACUUCAGCGGUAUGGUUCUGGGAUGGGAACAUGUUACGCGGGCCAAAGCAAAUGUGCACACUGAAGUUGGGGGUUGCUUUGUGAUGCAGCCUCUUCCCCCCCCCCCACUCCGGAUAACUUCUGCGUGGUCUGUAAACACCGGAGUUGUCUAGACGCUGAAAAGCCAGGAUAUGAAUGCAGCACCAAGCAGAUGUCCCGUCUUGCUCAUGUACCACCAGUGCACGCUUUAAUUGAGCUUGAGCAGGGUUAUCUGGAAAAGAUCAACAUUCUAGCUUCAAAGAAACCAGUUACAGACGGGGCUUUUUUUCUGCAGAAAGAGGUGGUGGGACUCAGUGGGUUGCCCUCAGAGAAAGUGGUCACAUGGUUGGUGGCCCCGCCCCCUGAUCUCCAGGCAGAGGGGAGUUGAGAUUGCCCUCCACGCCGCUGCAGCGGCGCGGAGGGCAAUCUCAACUCCCCUCUGUCUGGAGAUCAGGGGGCGGGGCCACCGGCCAUGUGACCAUUUUCAAGAGGUUCCGGAACUCCGUUCCCCUGCGUUCCCCCUGAAAAAAAGCCCUGGUUACAGAAGAUGUUCCAGUCUCACCCUCUGCAAAAUGCUGACAUUCUCCCCCACCUCCACUGAAUCAAGAAUGUAGCUUCCUUUUUGGUUUGCCCCUCUGGUGGCUCUCCAUGCAGGGACCGGCUCGGCAGGGCCCUCCCCCCCCCCCCAAGGCCUGUGCUUGGUCCUCGAGUCUUGCUUUUUGCACCAAUAACUUCUGUUCUUCCAAUCUACUAAACGUAGCAAAGUAGCCGUGUAGACUUCAUCUUGCUGUAUUCUGUGCUGAGAGAUUGGCGAGGGCUCUGUUGGGACAGGCUUCGGGGUGUGUGUUCUUUCUAAGACUGCAUCGCUGGAACAAAAAAAAUAAAGUGUUGGCAUUUCUUUA
Molecule: messenger RNA, 9436 nt
Organism: Eublepharis macularius
Lineage: Eukaryota; Metazoa; Chordata; Lepidosauria; Squamata; Eublepharidae
Gene: CCDC50
Product: coiled-coil domain containing 50
Exons: 12
Coding region: 143-1864 (573 amino acids)
Cellular component (GO): cytoplasm
Molecular function (GO): ubiquitin protein ligase binding
Source: RefSeq, a predicted model, not a curated record